AUGUUUCCAAUCUAAAAGGAAAAAAAAGAAUUAUAAGAAAAUUUAAAUUAAUUGAAUUAUUUUGAAGAUAUCAAAUAAUUAUCAGAAUUAUAUUCAAUAGAUUAAUAAAAAUCAAUUAAAUUAAUAGAAGAUAAUAUAUUUAUAGAUGAAUUAAUAAGAUAAUUUGAAUUAUUAUUUAAUAAUGCUGAAUAUUAUUAAACUUUAGACAUAUUCAAAAAUACAAAAUAAACAAUUUAAGAUAUAAUGGAAAAUAAUAUUAUUGAAUUGCCACCAUUAUUAUUAACAAAAAUGAUUUUGUAAAUAAUAAAUUAAAAUAGAAAACACCAAGUUUAAGUAGAAUUUGUUUAAAUCAUAAAAAAGAAAUAAUAAUGA
This is a messenger RNA of Paramecium pentaurelia, 372 nucleotides long. The record is from the annotation of a GenBank genome assembly. NCBI's taxonomy places the organism in Eukaryota, Ciliophora, Oligohymenophorea, Peniculida, Parameciidae.